CGUAUAUAUUCGAUAUGGUGAAAAAAUGAUAGAAAUAAGCAUGUGUCAGAAUGGCCACAGGACUGAGUGUAUCAGAAGUGCUUAACGCUGGGGACUUAAAAUACGACUUGCCGUGCACAGAGUGUCAGGAGCACGGACUAAACUCUGGGGCCGUCUAUUUCUGUCAACACUGCAGCCGUCAAUUGUGCGGCCUGUGUUUAAAGCAACAUGACCGAUUUUACCGGAGACAUACCGUUCUUGGUCCAGAAAAGAUGAAUUCAUGGGGAAAGGUGAAAAACACGUGCAAAAUACACCCUGGUGAUGAAAUGGUGGUAUUUUGUAGAGACCAUUGGCAAACCUGUUGCGUCACAUGUCGAAAUGAGCUACACAGAAAAUGCAAACGAGUUAUUCGUCUACAACACAUGGUUAGAUCAUCAAAACCUCCUAAAGCUUCCGCUCAGCCCGAAGGUAAAUAUCGUGCUAGGACAAAUGAGCAUGCAAAAACGCUUGUGGUUACGUACAUGAUUCCCGACAAACCAUACACAGUGAUAAAAAGCAAAUGCUUCGGAGUCAGAUUAGCGAAUGACAACCAUCGAUGCUCAAUACAAGGUAUGGCAGCUCUGCCAGGUGGUGAAAUCAUCAUAACUGACUAUUCGAACAGAAAGCUUAAAUUGCUUUCGACAGAUUACAUCGUGGUGGAUCAUGUCAGAGUUUCAAAGAAGCAAUUAGGCAUCUGCGUCGUCUCUGACAACCAGGUGGCUGUCUGCACUGGAGACUUCGAAAUACAGUUCUUCCACGUCAGAAACAGCAAACUAGGGAUUGACAGGAAACUCAAAAUGGACCAUGAAUGCAGGUGGGUGGCAUACCGGGAAGGUUACCUGUAUGUGUCAUCUCCUGACACUGUUUACCAGUACACACUCAGUGGUCAGAGGGUGCGAAAGUUAUAUACAACAUGUGGAGGGUAUUUGUGGGGGAUCGCAAUGAGCUCAGACGGGGACCGAAUCUACCUCACUAACGGUUUAGAUAACCAACUUGUCACUGUGGACUUGCAAGGCCGAGUGGUGGCUACAAUAGAUGAUAGGGACAUGGACCGCACCAGAGGUGUUUGUGUUUCCAAUAGUGGACAGGUGUUUGUGUGUGGGUACAUUUCAAAUACUAUACAGCAGGUGGCUAGUGAGGGCAAACACAAACUGACCACACUGGCUACCGAAAGGGAUGGAGUGUGUCGUCCACAAUCAGUAUGCUAUGACAGCAGGACAUCAUGCCUUAUAGUGGGGCAAGCGUAUACUUGUCAUAUUGUGGUGUUAAAAUUGAAAUAACUGAUGCACUAUUCAAUAACAUAUUCACGUAUGAUCACAUACAAAUAAACUUAGGAAUAUAUAAAGUAAAUGGAAUACAGUAAAGUAGAAUAAAUAAAUACGAUUCACAUACAAAUACCGGGGUCGGAGCAUUACAUGCCGUCACUGGAGCCAAUUGGAUAUACUAUAAAGACAAUUUAAGGAAAUGAACAACGGACGCAUUAGAGAUUAUUGUUACGUUUGAACAUAUUGUUAUUAAUAAAU
This is a messenger RNA of Mya arenaria, 1541 nucleotides long. RefSeq lists its product as uncharacterized. The record is from RefSeq and is a predicted model, not a curated record. The transcript is spliced from 3 exons. The coding region runs from base 51 to 1298 and encodes 415 amino acids. Gene Ontology annotation, molecular function: protein binding; zinc ion binding. NCBI's taxonomy places the organism in Eukaryota, Metazoa, Mollusca, Bivalvia, Myida, Myidae.